GUAAUGGGCGGGUCUUAAUGGUGUCGCUCUGCUCGCUUCUUCCUCCGCCGUUCUUCAACUCUACAGCUGCUUCGCGGACAGAAGACGGGUUCGGGUGGGGGACACGGAGGUCUCUAAUAUUUGAAAGCACAUUUUGGUAAAGAUGGCAGCCAUCAGGAAGAAGUUGGUGAUAGUCGGGGAUGGUGCAUGUGGGAAGACCUGUCUGCUCAUCGUCUUCAGCAAGGACCAGUUCCCAGAGGUCUACGUGCCCACCGUGUUUGAGAACUACAUCGCCGACAUCGAAGUUGAUGGCAAACAGGUGGAGUUGGCGUUGUGGGACACAGCAGGUCAGGAAGACUACGACCGACUGAGGCCGCUCUCUUACCCCGACACGGACGUCAUCCUCAUGUGCUUCUCCAUAGACAGCCCCGACAGUUUAGAGAACAUUCCCGAGAAAUGGACGCCUGAAGUGAAACACUUUUGUCCCAACGUCCCAAUAAUUCUCGUGGGCAACAAGAAGGACCUGAGGAACGAUGAGCACACGCGCAGGGAGCUCGCCAAGAUGAAACAGGAGCCCGUUAAGUCAGAGGAGGGCAGAGACAUGGCCAACCGCAUCAGUGCAUUCGGUUACCUGGAGUGCUCCGCCAAGACCAAGGACGGCGUGCGGGAGGUGUUUGAGAUGGCCACCAGGGCGGCGCUGCAGGUCCGCAAGCGCAAGAAGAGGGGCGGCUGCCAGCUUCUGUGAAGGGACAAAGUGUGUCGGCCAAUCGAGGGAGGCUCCCCCCUUGAGCACAGAGCAAACCUAGAGAAUUGGCUUCUGUGGACUAUAUUUACUUCACAGAUGCAGAUAUGCCGCGGGAAUAUGAAAGACUGACACACCUGUUUUAAAACAAAACAAAAGGCUGAUUUUUGUUUUGCUUUAAUAUUUUCUCUGCUACUCACACACACCUUUCAGUUAGUUUCCUGUUCUUUUCCUCCACCAGCACACCAGUCUAUUAGUGUGAAGGACUUGUUCCGCCCUUAUAUGAAUGUAUGUUUGUUAAUAUAUGUGCAAAUACUUUACAAACCUAUCACGUCUGUAUGUUUACAGAGAAGAGACUAGAUCAAAUGCUCCCUCAAUUGCAAAUUUGCUUAAAUGUUUGGGAACCCCUGCUUCUCUUCAAAAUGUAUGUACCGCUGUCUGCUUAUACAUCCGCUUAGAUCACAAUCAACCUGUAUGACGCACCACUAUUGAUUUGACUCAUGUUAUGUGUGGGGUCAUCAGAGCUCCAUUUCCCCUCGUCCUUCUCUUGUUGCAGUAACUAAAGUUAGAGCCUGUUGACUGCAUCCAUCCACUGCACGCUGCCGUGAGUGUUUGUGUGGACAGGUUUUGGACUUCACAGCACUGGACACAGCGGCCUAUUGUCACAGACACAAUACUCCGCCGUGUCACGCUGGCUCACAGUCUGACCGACUCGCCGGUCCACAAGAUCCAGUAAACAGUCAUUACGCAUCACUGUGUACCGCAUCUACAGGUGUCUGGUGUCAGCACCCUGUAUACAAUUCAGACCGGUUAUAGGUAUAUUCUGCACAUAAGUUUCAAUAAAAAAAAUUCCAGCUGAAAUGUCUUCAGCAAUUUGACAUUUCCUGUUUGUCACCCAAGAUAAAUAUCUUCAGUAUUUGGCUUUGUUGUGUAAUAUCUUUUAUUCAAUAUUACACACAAUGGACUUAACCUGAAUUGUGAUUUGAGACAACACGCAUGCGAGUGUCCGGUCCAAAGCCGUCUCUAGUAGUGGUCAUUGAAGGGACGGACAUCGGAGCUCAGAGCUUCAUCAAAAGGCCGUUCACAGCAAAAAUGUAGACAACUUAAAGUGAAACGAUUCAUACAGUGCGUAUUGCAAAGCCGGUCCUAUCAUGAAGGUAUGCAGUCGUGUUCAGUGGUGUGGAUCUUACCGAUGUCAAAAGCUCUGCUUUUUAUCCGGUAGGUUCCGACCCACAUGGAUGAGAUCGGGCUGAUCUGUUAUACUAAACCCACUAGUUAGAGAAUUGUUGAUUCUGAUGACUGACGCUUUACAAACAGGAGUGGGAUGUCUGGAUGAAACAAACAUGCUAUUAAAAUAUUUUUAAAAUACUACGAAAACAA
Messenger RNA from Pungitius pungitius (ninespine stickleback), 2101 nucleotides. Its product is annotated as rho-related GTP-binding protein RhoA-D. Gene Ontology annotation, biological process: stress fiber assembly; Rho protein signal transduction. The coding region runs from base 143 to 724 and encodes 193 amino acids. The record is from RefSeq and is a predicted model, not a curated record. The transcript has 5 exons. Gene Ontology annotation, molecular function: GTP binding; GTPase activity; protein kinase binding. Gene Ontology annotation, cellular component: cytosol; dendritic spine; cleavage furrow. NCBI's taxonomy places the organism in Eukaryota, Metazoa, Chordata, Actinopteri, Perciformes, Gasterosteidae.